AACGGAGGGGCCGAGCGCCCGCGCCGCGCCGCGGGGACCGAGCGAGCAGCCCGAGGCGGCGGCGGCGGCGGCGGAGGACGGGGACGGCGACGACGCAGAGGCCGAGAGGGAGCCGCCCGGCCCGGCCCAGCCCCGUCAAGCAGGCAGAGCUCAGCAGAGGCCUCUGUCACUGCCGUCAUGCCGUUCCCAUUUGGCAAGUCUCACAAAUCUCCAGCGGACAUCGUGAAGAACCUGAAGGAGAGCAUGGCUGUUCUGGAAAAGCAGGACAUUUCUGACAAAAAGGCAGAAAAGGCUACAGAAGAGGUUUCCAAAAAUCUGGUUGCCAUGAAAGAGAUUCUGUAUGGCACAAAUGAGAAAGAGCCACAAACAGAAGCAGUAGCUCAACUUGCUCAAGAAUUGUAUAAUAGUGGGCUCCUAAGCACCCUGGUAGCUGAUUUACAGCUCAUUGACUUUGAGGGCAAAAAAGACGUGGCUCAAAUUUUCAACAAUAUUCUCAGAAGACAAAUUGGUACAAGAACUCCUACUGUUGAAUACAUCUGCACCCAACAGAAUAUUUUGUUCAUGUUAUUGAAAGGGUAUGAGUCUCCAGAAAUAGCUCUAAAUUGUGGAAUAAUGUUAAGAGAAUGCAUCAGACACGAACCGCUUGCGAAAAUCAUCUUGUGGUCGGAACAGUUUUAUGAUUUCUUCAGAUAUGUGGAAAUGUCAACAUUUGACAUAGCUUCAGAUGCAUUUGCUACAUUCAAGGAUUUACUUACAAGACAUAAAUUGCUCAGUGCAGAAUUUCUGGAGCAGCAUUAUGAUAGAUUUUUCAGUGAAUAUGAGAAGCUACUUCAUUCAGAAAAUUAUGUGACAAAGAGACAGUCACUGAAGCUUCUUGGUGAACUACUGUUAGACAGGCACAACUUCACGAUUAUGACAAAGUACAUCAGUAAACCUGAGAACCUCAAAUUAAUGAUGAACCUCCUCCGAGACAAAAGUCGUAACAUCCAGUUUGAGGCCUUUCACGUUUUCAAGGUGUUCGUGGCCAAUCCCAACAAGACGCAGCCCAUCCUCGACAUCCUGCUCAAGAACCAGACCAAGCUCAUCGAGUUCCUCAGCAAGUUCCAGAACGACCGGACCGAGGACGAGCAGUUCAACGACGAGAAGACCUACUUAGUUAAACAGAUCAGGGAUUUGAAGAGACCAGCACAGCAAGAAGCUUAAUUUCCUAUAAACACCUCCAAUAUUAAAUCCAAAUUCAGCAUUUGCUGUUAGCUACUCGGCAUCAGGCACUCUUACCGAUUCAUGAGGAACUUUACUGCUAAUCUGCUGUUAAGUGAACGGUUUUCAUUUUACCUUUUUGUUUUUCAGUCCAGGUUGGAGAACGUAGCUGCUGCCGCCUGCACACUAGCACGCACGUGGGCUUUUUUUUUCCCUUGAUCUUUGUGUCAUUCGGGAUUCAAAGACUCUUGUUUGCUGUAGGAGUUGUGAACGUGGCUGUGUUCACGAGGGCAGGUGUGUGGAUGGGAACGGCGUAGGGAAGAAGGCAUCGCCAUGACCGGCCGCUGCUCCUCGGAGAAGAUGGGCGCUCGGUGGGGCAUCCGCCCCACGCCCUCGCCACCGCCCGUCAUCGGCCUUCGCUGAGGGAAGAGCUCGGAGGGACCCGUGUCCACGGCGUGAGCCUUGGGGAGGAUAAAGUUGACGUGCAAAUAAAUCGAUACUGAAGCAGCAACUGCUCCAAAGUGUGAAGCUUCCUAAGGUCAUAAGGAAAAAAAAAUGUAUAUAUGCUUUUCACAGCUUUCUAGGACUUUCCGACAUUUGAUUUUCUUGAGACUUGUAAACCUGGAUAUGUUGAAGAGUAUUUGUUAAUUUUACUUUUUUGAAGGUAUUUUAAAACAGUAGAACUAGCAACGACACUUUGCAUUUCAUUUCAAUACUGCUUACAGGUUUCUUUUGUAUAUAAUUCUUAGAAUGCUCCUUUUAAAAUGGUUUAAUUUGUACAGCAGAGGAAUGUUAUUGUAGUAGUAUGUAACUAUUACCUAAUACUGAGGUUUUGCAAAAAAAAAAAUGAAUGCUCAUAUGUAAUUGAAAUACUUCAGAUCACAUGAAAAUGCUGAUUUAACAGUUAAGGAUCAACAGCAUUAAAAGAGAAAAAGUAAAGCAA
Messenger RNA from Perognathus longimembris pacificus (Pacific pocket mouse), 2143 nucleotides. RefSeq names its product calcium binding protein 39 (gene Cab39). The transcript has 9 exons. Gene Ontology annotation, molecular function: protein serine/threonine kinase activator activity. NCBI's taxonomy places the organism in Eukaryota, Metazoa, Chordata, Mammalia, Rodentia, Heteromyidae. Gene Ontology annotation, biological process: intracellular signal transduction. The record is from RefSeq and is a predicted model, not a curated record. The coding region runs from base 178 to 1203 and encodes 341 amino acids.